GGUACUGUUCUUAGUGUUUGGAGAAGAUUAUAACACUUGGAAUUUAAAUGUCUGCAGAAAGACAGAACCCAUGGUGAGAUGCUUUAUGAGCUGGAGAGCGCUGCUGGAGAAACGCUGAACAUGACCGAAUCUGACCGAACCUCGCCGAGCAUUACCGAACAUCACCGAACUUCACCGAACAUCACCGAGAGAGGACUCGUUCAGUCAGCCAUGUAAAGUGCAGGCGACGGGAUCCUGUUCCGAGCGAUUUUUAUUCCUGAUCUUCAUAUUUCAGAUCGCAGUGAAUCAUGGUUCAGUCCUGCUCGGCGUACGGAUGCAAAAACAGAUACCACAAAGAUAAAAACAUCUCCUUUCAUAAGUUUCCUCUGGCACGACCAGACAUCUGUGGGAGAUGGCUGGCCGCUAUGAAGAGAAGAAACUUCAAACCCACCAAGUACAGCAACAUCUGCUCUCAGCACUUCACCAGAGACUGCUUCAAACACGAGUGCAACAACCGCGUGCUGAAGGACAAUGCCGUGCCCUCGCUCUUCACCUCCAGCAAACUACAGAUGCAGACAGCGUCUCUGGAGGAAACCUUCAGCCCAGACCUGGACUUUCCUCUGAGUCUCCCACUGUCUGACGCUGAAGAGACUCCGGCGGAGCAUCCUUCUGAAGCCCAGCCCGACCCGGACCACUCCAGCACCUUCGUCUCCUGCGACCACAACUACACGGUGGAGGACACGGUGCAGCAGAAGAGACGCAUCGAGAUGCUGCAGGAACAGCUGGAGAAGCUGCGCAAGAGACUGAAGACGGUGCAGCAGAAGUGCAGGAGGCAGGAGAGACAGCUGGAGCGCUUCAGAGCCAUGAGACAGGUCCAGAAGCCCAGCAAGGACACGCCACUGGGAGACGGAUACGUCAUCCUGCCCAAAGAGAUCUACGACGUCCUGAGAGGAAUAGAGACCAUCGGAGCGCUGUGAGAGACGUCGAGAGAGAGAGAGUCACGGUUCUAAAGGGGUUUGACUUCUUCUGUCUGUCAUGACCUGUGUUCUGUGUGUGUGAACGUGUUCUCUGUGACUGAAGGAGGUUCUGAUCACAGAUCUUUGUGGAACCGAAUGUUCUUUCAGGAGAAGAUUGUCCUCUUCAGAGCAGAACUAACUCCACAUGCAGUAACUGCGUGAGGGGAUUCAGGUGUAGAAAACAGAGAAACUGAACUCUUUAGCUCUUGUGAAGAUGGUUUGAUGCCAUGAGACUCGACCGACGCCGUGACAAACGCUUCAGUGGAUCAGGUUCUCAUCAUCUGCAGAUCUGUUGACAUGUUUGUUCUGUUAUUAAAUGUUUUUAUAUAUAUAUAUUUUUUUUAUAGUUUAUACUGACUAGUGUGGUUUGAUUUGAUUAAUGUACUAAGAUGACCAAAUAGAGUCACAUCAAAGGGCUUUGAGCUGUUCGUUGUUCUUUUUUACCCUUUGGUGAUAAAUUUUUUUUUUUUUUUUAAUUUUUUUUUUACAAAACCUUAAUUGUGUAAUCAAUUUAAGCCAUAUAUGCGUAAAAAUAUUUGUUUCUUUGCUGGGAGAACUUCAGUCAUGGUUGGGUUACGCUCACAGUGCACCUGUUCAUGUGUUUGACUAACGCUCUCAUUCUUGACCUGAGCUUGUGCUUGAAUGAGUCUAAGUCUCGUCUGAAUCUCACACUUUAUUACUGUCUUUUACAGACACACUUAUUGGAAGAGGAUUGUGUAUAUGGUCAAAACUCUAUACCACAAAAAUUUAAAUUAACUUCAAAAUAUGAAUUCCUAGACUCCGAUCAUAACAAAUGAAUAUGAUUAACCAUUCAAACUGUGUAAGAGACUGUUUCAGAAUCUCUUUAAUUUUUCUAUCAUUGCAAGUUUUAUGAGAAGGAUGUCUAACAACUGUGAUAACUAAUGUCUGUGAGGGUAAACUGGGAACAGCAGUUCAUUAAAAAAAGAGUUUAACAUGUUAGGCAAGGCAAGUUUAUUUAUAUAGCACAUUUCAUACACUUUGGAAAUUCAAAGUGUUUUACAUAAAGGAAGUAAAAUAGUAAUGAAGAAAAUAAUCACAAAAAUAAAACAAGCAAUUUAAAAACUUUUAAAAAAUGAUAACAAUGUAACUCAAAACAUUGAAGAUAGUUUGUUGAGCAAUUUCUUUCAACCAUCAGCUUUACAGAGUCAACAGGAAAAUAGUUUCAAUAAUUAGGACAAUAACAGUCGUUUUCAUCUUAAGUCAGUUCAUUGAUGAUUCAGUGAUUCAUCAUCCAUCUCUCUUUAGUAGUGUCUCUGCAAGCAGGAAAUGUCCCCAAAACCUUAAAACUGGCUGCUAUUAACCCUCUCAUUAAAAAUGGUAUCUCUGAGGAUUUACAGUCAGGAUUUAGACCGUAUCAUAGUACUGAGACUGCUCUCCUUAGAGUUACAAAUGAUCUGCUCUUAUCAUCUGAUCGUGGGUGUAACUCUCUAUUAGUUUUAUUGGAUCUUAGUGCUGCGUUUGACACAAUUGACCACAACAUUCUUUUGCAUAGACUUGAACACUUUGUUGGCAUCAGUGGAAGUGCAUUAGCAUGGUUUAAAUCGUACUUAUAUGACCGCCAUCAGUUCGUGGCAGUGAAUGAAGAUGUAUCAUAUCGAUCACAAGUGCAGUAUGGAGUACCUCAAGGCUCAGUACUAGGGCCGCUACUCUUCACGCUUUAUAUGUUACCCUUGGGAGAUAUCAUCAGGAAACAUGGUGUUAGCUUUCACUGUUAUGCUGAUGAUACGCAGCUCUAUAUUUCCUCGCAGCCCGGUGAAACACACCAAUUUGAAAAACUAAUGGAAUGCACAGUCGAUAUAAAAAAUUGGAUGAUGAGUAAUUUCUUACUGCUAAAUUCAGAAAAAACAGAGGUGUUAAUCAUAGGGCCUAAAAACUCUGCUUGUAAUAACCUAGAACACUGUCUAAGACUUGAUGGUUGCUCUGUCAAUUCUUCGUCAUCAGUUAGGAACCUAGGUGUGCUACUUGAUCACAAUCUUUCCUUAGAAAGCCACGUUUCUAGCAUUUGUAAAACUGCAUUUUUCCAUCUCAAAAAUAUAUCUAAAUUACGGCCUAUGCUCUCAAUGUCAAAUGCAGAAAUGUUAAUCCAUGCAUUUAUGACCUCAAGGUUAGAUUAUUGUAAUGCUUUAUUGGGUGGUUGCAACUGUAUUUUCAAAGAGUUGUAAUAAAUGUGGAAAGUAGCUCUAUUUAACAAUAAAUUACAUUGUACUUAACUUUUGCUA
Molecule: messenger RNA, 3235 nt
Organism: Carassius gibelio (silver crucian carp)
Lineage: Eukaryota; Metazoa; Chordata; Actinopteri; Cypriniformes; Cyprinidae
Gene: thap1
Product: THAP domain containing, apoptosis associated protein 1
Exons: 3
Coding region: 288-956 (222 amino acids)
Molecular function (GO): sequence-specific DNA binding
Source: RefSeq, a predicted model, not a curated record